AUGAGCGGCCGCUCCGAUGAUGUCUCCUCUCUCCGCGCUCCUAUGGCAGUCGGGCUUGCUCCGUGGGCGUGGGCCGGUGACGUCACUCCCACGCCCAGUUUACAAGUGGACGCAGCUUUCGCGACCGGAGAUUUGUUGCUAACAAUUUUUAGUUACUGGGACGGCACAAAUUUGCAUUCGCCAGCGGCAAGAGCGGGCGACGGAGGCCUUUGUAAAAGUCAUCCACACAGUUCAGUCUCCAAUCUCACGAGGCCGCUGCGCUACGGAUACAUAUCCGUAGCGCAGCGGCACUUAGCCUCGGUGGCCACGUGCGGCGCUCUCUUGGAGCGAACGCACACGCGCGGUUUCACAUCGGAACACCGACGCGCAACCUUGUCUUACCUCACUACUGAUAGAGGGAGAGGGAGCAUGACACAUAUCAGCCGACAGCCACACCUCUCCCGU
This is a messenger RNA of Iphiclides podalirius (scarce swallowtail), 444 nucleotides long. NCBI's taxonomy places the organism in Eukaryota, Metazoa, Arthropoda, Insecta, Lepidoptera, Papilionidae. The record is from the annotation of a GenBank genome assembly.